Molecule: messenger RNA, 757 nt
Organism: Saprolegnia parasitica CBS 223.65
Lineage: Eukaryota; Oomycota; Saprolegniomycetes; Saprolegniales; Saprolegniaceae
Exons: 1
Coding region: 46-684 (212 amino acids)
Source: RefSeq, a predicted model, not a curated record
AAUCAGUAUUCGGCCUCAUCCAAUCAGCCGCCCGUCGCCGUCCCCAUGCUGCACCGUGUCCACGCCCCGCUCCUGCGCCUUGCGCGCUCGUCCCGCGCCCUUCACAGCUCUGCCAUGCGCCUGAUGCCCGAGCACAUCGUCAAGGUGCCCUCCAUGGGCGACUCCAUCUCGGAGGGUACCGUCGUCGACCUCAAGAAGCAGAUUGGCCAGCACGUCGAGGUCGAUGAAGUCGUCAUGGUGCUCGAGACGGACAAGGUCUCGGUCGACGUCAUGAGCCCGGUUGCUGGCACGCUCGUCAAGCAGUUCGUCGAGCUCGACCAGGACGUCGAGGUUGGCCGUGACCUCUUUGUCAUUGACGGUGACGUCAAGGCCACGGUUGCCGCGUCGGCGCCGACACCGGCUGCUGCACCUGCUGCCGCGCCGGCUCCUGUCGUGGCGCCCGCCGCUGCCCCCGCCGCUGCCCGCCACCAUGAGGGUGCCCGUGUCCCGCGCAUCAAGUUUUUGGGCAAGCGGUCAUUGCUCGCCCACCCGGCGCCUACGUCCGCUGCGCCGUCGACGCUUGUCGUCGCGCCGUCGUCGAGCGCGGAUGUCCUGCCGUUUGGCAGCUUGCCCUCGCGGUUUGCUCGCAAGCCCAUUUCCAAGAAGGAGAUCCACGCGAUCAACACCGCGGCGUCCUUCCUGUAAAUCCCUCGCCGUGUCGUCGCCGUGGCUGCCGUCACCCCAGAAGCAGUGGCUAAGGAUGUCGCCACGCGCGUGU